CGGCAAGUGUGAAAUGUCUGCCGUCCCUGAUGCGCUCAACUCGGAGUCGGCUGUCCUUCACGCAGACGGAUGAGGGUAGCGGCGGCUGUGAUUGGCUGAGCUGGGAUGCGCUCCCAGACGGCGCGCCGCGCCAGCUCCCUCCGCUUAUCAUCGCCACUCCUCAGAUCCACAUGCCGCGCGAUCACCACCGGGCUCAGAGCGCUCGUCUCCUCCUCAACUUCAGAUCAAGCCCCUGUGACUGAAUAGCAUCGUUUUUAUUCUAUUUAUUUUUAACAAUGGAUGCGACCAUUUAUGAGAUCAUAGUGGGAGAACUGGGAGACCUGAACUGUAGUCUGAUAGAGCAGUUUAAUGACUCUUUCUGGGAAAACGCUUCGCUGUCCUUGCUGAGCUCUGAUGGUUUAUAUUGUAAUGCCACCACCGAUGAGAUUGGAACCUGCUGGCCACGGAGCAGCACCGGCAGGAUUGUAGAGAGACCCUGCCCUGCUUAUAUCAACGGAGUCAAGUACAACACAACCAGAAGCGCUUACAGGGAAUGCAUGGAUAAUGGAACUUGGGCGUUAAAGAUCAAUUAUUCAAAUUGUGAACCUAUUUUGGAGGAGAAGAGAAAUUAUCCCAUGCAUUAUAAAAUAGCCCUGAUCAUCAACUACCUAGGCCACUGUAUCUCUGUGGGAGCUCUCGUUGUGGCCUUUGUUCUCUUCUUGUGCUUAAGGAGCAUACGAUGUCUUCGAAACAUCAUCCACUGGAAUCUGAUCACCACUUUCAUCCUGCGGAACGUUAUGUGGUUUUUGCUUCAGCUGAUAGACCAUAACAUCCAUGAGAGUAAUGAGCCUUGGUGUCGACUAAUUACAACCGUAUACAACUAUUUUGUGGUGACAAACUUUUUCUGGAUGUUUGUCGAAGGAUGCUACCUUCACACAGCCAUCGUGAUGACUUAUUCAACAGAUAAGUUGAGAAAGUGGGUCUUCCUCUUCAUCGGCUGGUGUAUUCCAUGUCCAAUAAUUGUGGCUUGGGCCAUUGGAAAGCUGUAUAAUGAAAAUGAACAAUGUUGGUUUGGUAAAGAACCAGGAAAAUAUAUGGACUACAUUUACCAGGGACCCGUUAUACUUGUGCUCCUGAUAAACUUUGUUUUUCUCUUCAACAUAGUCAGAAUUCUCAUGACGAAACUAAGAGCGUCAACCACAUCUGAAACCAUACAAUACAGAAAAGCUGUGAAAGCCACGCUAGUCCUACUACCUCUGCUGGGUAUCACCUACAUGCUGUUCUUCGUGAAUCCAGGAGGGGAUGACAUCUCACAAAUAGUUUUCAUCUACUUUAACUCCUUUUUGCAAUCUUUUCAGGGAUUCUUUGUGUCGGUGUUUUACUGCUUUCUAAAUGGAGAGGUUCGUUCGGCUGUUAGGAAACGUUGGCAUCGCUGGCAGGACAACCAUGCUCUUCGAGUGCGAGUGGCUCGAGCCAUGUCCAUCCCCACAUCUCCGACCAGGAUUAGCUUUCACAGCAUCAAACAGACCACCGCUGUGUGAGCACAGAAACAAACACCCUGAACCUGACAAGCAUCUAAAUGGAAAUAAACUUCAUGAGUUUCUUCAGCACGAGCAACAAACUGCAAAACAGAUUUUCUGCAGAACGAUCACAAUGCAGCACAUCUGAGUGAUUUUAUCACUGUUCUGCUGUUUAGUGAUUAAUACAUAGGCAGGAUCUACAGUUCACACACUUAACCAAUAAUACUUGAAAUGUAACUGAUUACGAUGCAUCCAUCAAACCAGCAACUUGUUUCAAAUAUGAUCAAAAGCAAAAAGUUACACAUUGACUUAACUUUUCCUCUGACAAAGAUUUUGUUACAGAUUUACUGUCUUAUUUAUUUUUCAUUUUGCUAUUUGUUCUUCACAAUUUUUGGUUUGCAAGAUAAUUAAAGUCAAAAGAAACAGAAGGAGGAUGUCUGAACUCUUCGAGGCUGCAAGAUGAGCAGUCCCACACUGUACUGUAGUGCUUUCCCAAAACAUAAAUAUAAAAUAAAUGUUAUUGUUUUACAAAGUGAAAAUGAUUUUUAUUCAUUUAUGCAAUGUAUACACAUGGUACAUUAGGUGAUGUGCACGGGUUUUGAUGUGCAAGCACAGUAAAAGCAGAUUAAAUUCUUAUUUGGGCUUAUGAAAUCCUUGUGGCUUUCUCAUAAUCAGUGUCACAACUAAGCCUCUGCUGCUGAAGAGGAGAAGCCGGAGGAGCGGGAACCAGGCUCUCCCUUAAGCCUCGCUCCGUUCAGGUCACCAUUUUCUCUCAAUGUGAUCUCGGCUAUCAUGCCUCACAAGGCUAAUCCCACCGGAAACAGGCUCGUCAGUGUUGUGACUUGGAACAACAAAAACUUCACUUUUUUGCUGAUGGGUAAAAAGAAAGCAGAUUGGAUUCAUUUCAAAAGGGAUUACAAAAUAUGAAAGCCUGUUCUGUGUUGCAAACUUCAAAUUUCAUGCUGGCAUUCCUCUGUGAGUCAUCGCAUUGACGAUUUGAUUUGUCAUGAUGUCACCCAGAAUGUUUGCGGAAAGAUUUGGGCCAAAAAGCUCAUUUUAAUAUUUUAGAUAGAUGAAACAAUAACAUUGUGAAUUUUUUAGCCCAUUUAGCUGUUUUUGUUGUAUUGAUGUAUUACUGUGUAUUUCUUAAGCACUUACUAAAGAUUUGGAGUUUAGUUUUAUGUAUUUAUUGAACUUUUGAAGUAUUUCCUUGGGUGUAAAAAUGUAAAAUGAAACUUAAUGAACAUAUUUUUUAACAUGUUGUAUUUGUGAACGUUGCACAGAACUUUUACUCAGUUGUUCAUGAGCUUUUAACAUUUGUAUUCUAUAAUCUUUGUUAAAUGGCAGUGAGCACCAGUGUUCUGCUUGACUGGACUGAUGAUGGCUGGUUUAUGAAAUAUUGAUGAUCUGGAGUGAUUUGAUGUAAAUAUUUUACCUGCAUCGCUGCAUCAUCACAACAUGUGCAGUGGUAAUUUCCUGCACAUCCCUCCAUGACCUCAAUAAGAUCUACAAACGAAGAAAAUUACAUUGCAUUUAUUAAAAACAACAUCUUCAUGAACAAGUUUUAACAAGUCAUUUCUUCAAACUCACCAAAGAGAUCACUCGUAUUUUUUUAGUCACGUUUCCAAUGGAUUUUGUUCAAAUGAAACCAAGUUUUUCUUAUUUUAUACAUUAGUUAUUGUGCAUUAAGUGUACGAGACGGUUUGAUGUCAAACCUUUUUAUUUGAUAAAUAAGAAACUGACCCAUGUUGCCUUAAAAACAAAAGGAAGUGCAUUUUUGUGACAAGUAAGCUAUUUCCUGUUUUUGAAAACUAUAUUCAAUGCCGUUGUGAUAUUUCCACUUGUACUUUCAUGUAAAGAAAAACCAUUCUGAUUAAACUAAUACCACUAA
Molecule: messenger RNA, 3390 nt
Organism: Nothobranchius furzeri (turquoise killifish)
Lineage: Eukaryota; Metazoa; Chordata; Actinopteri; Cyprinodontiformes; Nothobranchiidae
Gene: crhr2
Product: corticotropin-releasing factor receptor 2
Biological process (GO): cell surface receptor signaling pathway; adenylate cyclase-modulating G protein-coupled receptor signaling pathway; long-term synaptic potentiation
Cellular component (GO): axon terminus; dendrite; plasma membrane
Molecular function (GO): G protein-coupled peptide receptor activity; corticotropin-releasing hormone receptor activity; peptide hormone binding
Source: RefSeq, a predicted model, not a curated record